AGCUGUUCUGACCGGCAGGUGGAGAAGCCCAAUCUAAUUCUGUCCAGUCGCAAACACGUUCUAGGCACGUGAGCCCCUUGCUUAUCGGCAGCAUCAACGGGGGAGUCAAGUUUCAACGCUGAACAAUUCCCUUCACACUUGAGAUCAUUCGACACCUACCAUCACGAUGGUGCACUGGAUUCCUCUCUCCAGGCUGCUCUUCUGGACUAUCUGGCCUGCGGCGACAUCAGCGAAACAAUUGAUGGACGACCGUCAUGUAUCCGAAGAUCCCCUAGUAGCAGACCAGGUGCUAUCGACACCAACUGCGUAUGAUUUCCCUAUCCUAGGGAGUAAUGGCCCGGAAUUAUUCCCGAUGCGCCCGUGUCGGGGAAUCCAGCUCGCGGAGGCGACAAUCGACAAGUUGCAGGAAUAUCUAUCGACAGGCGCGCUGACCAGCGUCGACCUGCUACAUUGCUAUCUGGGCCGCAUUUUCCAGACCGACAGUUAUCUUUCAGCCAUCAUCCAACACAACCCCGAUGCCUUCUCCAUCGCAGAAUCCCUAAACGCUGAGCGCGCCUCAGGCAAAGUUCGUGGUCCCCUGCACGGGAUACCGUUCGUAGUCAAAGACAACAUCGCCACCAAGGACCGCAUGGAGACCACAGCUGGCAGUUGGGCUCUUCUAGGAUCGAUUGUGCCGCGAGACGCAUUCGUCGUACACCAGCUGCGCAAGGCCGGCGCUCUGCUGCUGGGAAAAGCCGCGUUGAGCGAAUGGGCCGAUAUGCGCUCAAAUAAUUACUCAGAGGGCUUUAGUGCGCGUGGCGGACAAUGCCGCAGUGCGUAUAAUCUCACGGUGAACCCUGGUGGUAGCAGCUCGGGUUCGGGAGUUGCGGUUGGUGCGAACCUCGUUCCGUUUGCUUUGGGGACUGAGACGGACGGUAGUGUCAUCAAUCCCGCACAGCGGAAUGCUAUAGUCGGCAUUAAACCAACAGUUGGGUUGACGUCACGAAAUGGACUGAUCCCCGAGUCACUUAACCAGGACACCGUGGGCGUAUUCGGCAAGACCGUGCGAGACGCGACAUACGUACUGGACGCCAUCUUUGGCAUUGAUCCGCGGGACAAUGCAACCCAAGCACAGCGAGGUCAGACACCCCCAGGCGGCUAUAGCCAGUUUCUCUCCGAUCGGUCUGCGCUCAAAGGCGCCGUGUUCGGCCUCCCAUGGGAAUCGUUCUGGCGCCUGGCGAACCCUACCCAACUCUCGCAGCUUCUCGAGCUUAUCGAAAUGAUCCAAAAGGCGGGAGCGACCAUCAUCAAUGGGACCGAGCUACCUCACCAUCGCACCAUCGUGUCGCCAGAUGGAUGGAAUUGGGAUUAUGGCAGCCAGAGAGGGUACCCCAACGAGUCCGAAUACAGCUAUGUCAAGGUGGAUUUUUACAACAACCUCAAGACAUAUUUAACCGAGUUAGACAAUACAAAUAUCCGUUCGCUGGAGGACCUGGUUGAAUACAAUAAGGCCAAUGUCGGGUCUGAGGGAGGGCAGCCUGGCAUUCACCCAGCCUUCGGUUCAGGUCAGGAUGGAUUAGAAGCAUCGCUAGCUACCAAAGGUAUUCAGAAUGAUACAUACUGGCAGGCACUGAAAUUCUGCCAGCGGACAACGAGAGAAGAGGGCAUCGACGCGGCGCUGCGCUCCGGAAAGCGAACACUCGACGGGCUGUUGGUGCCACCAGAUGUUGCGCAGAGCAUCCAAAUCGCAGCACAAGCCGGCUACCCUGUGAUUACGAUCCCGGCUGGCACCGAUCCAGGGUCCGGGAUGCCGUAUGGGUUGGCGAUCAUGCAGACUGCUUUUGCAGAAGAGACAUUGAUCAAGUAUGCCAGUGCGAUUGAGGAUCUGCAGAGAGAGACGAAUACGCCGUGGAAACGCAGCCUUCCCAAGUGGCGGGGUUACCUUGUUCGGAAUAUCCCCGUCAUCAAUUGAGUUUGAUCUCAGGGGAAUGGUGAUGAAUACUUCUAAUUGCCUUUUCGGAGAAGUAUUAAUUCCUUGUGCACAUUGGGGCCCAUGAGCGGCUGAGCUUUGUUAUGGGAAUACAUCUGUAUAUUUAAGCUUUGCGAGGUGGACGGAAGAUUCCGUUUCAUUUGUGGUUUUGUUGGAAUAGUGCAAUUGAUUCUAUGUAGGUGAUUGUGGAUUAUAGAUUGUCUAUCAAUUCCGUCAGUGGGUCCCUGGUCGCACAGCAAAGCUGACCAUUGUCGGAGGGGCUUCCUCGCUGGUUGCUGGCCCGUUGAAGCCUUCGACAUGC
Messenger RNA from Aspergillus candidus, 2270 nucleotides. RefSeq names its product amidase family protein. The record is from RefSeq and is a predicted model, not a curated record. Lineage: Eukaryota; Fungi; Ascomycota; Eurotiomycetes; Eurotiales; Aspergillaceae. Bases 167 to 1951 code for a protein of 594 amino acids. The transcript has 3 exons.